GCUGGGGGCGCGCCCUGUGCUCUGGGCAUGCGCGCUGCCGCGGGUGUCGCUGGGACCGGAAGUGCGGGCGAGCGCCGGUCCCCGGGUCUGACAGGAGCCGCCUGCGGGCGCCGCGGCGGCAGCUGGAGGCGGGAGAGGGUCCGUAGCCGCGCCGCCCUGCCCAGCCAUGGGCCUCCUGUCGGACCCGGUGCGUCGGCGCGCGCUCGCCCGCCUCGUGCUGCGCCUCAACGCGCCGCUGUGCGUGCUGAGCUACCUGGCGGGCCUCGCCUGGUUCCUGGCGCUCGCUUUCCCGCCGCUGACCCAGCGCACUUACAUGUCGGAGAACGCCAUGGGCUCCACCAUGGUGGAGGAGCAGUUUGCGGGCGGAGACCGCGCCCGGGCCUUCGCCCGGGACUUCGCUGCCCAGCGCAGGAAGUCGGGGGCCCUGCCGGUGGCCUGGCUGGAACGCACGAUGCGGUCCGUCGGGCUGGAGGUGUACGCGCAGCGCUUCUCCCGGAGACUGCCCUUCCCGGAUGAGACCCACGAGCGCUAUAUGGUGUCAGGCACCAACGUGUACGGCAUUCUGCGGGCCCCGCGCGCUGCCAGCACCGAGUCGCUUGUGCUCACCGUGCCCUGUGGCUCUGACUCUACCAACAGCCAGGCUGUGGGGCUGUUGUUGGCACUGGCUGCCCACUUCCGGGGGCAGAUAUACUGGGCCAAAGAUAUCAUCUUCCUGGUAACAGAACAUGACCUUCUGGGUACUGAGGCUUGGCUUGAAGCCUACCACGAUGUCAAUGUCACUGGCAUGCAGUCAUCCCCCCUGCAGGGCCGAGCUGGGGCCAUUCAGGCCGCUGUGGCCCUGGAGCUGAGCAGUGAUAUGGUCACAAGCCUCGAUGUGGCUGUGGAGGGGCUCAACGGGCAGCUGCCCAACCUUGACCUGCUCAAUCUCUUCCAAACCUUCUGCCAGAAAGGGGGCCUGCUGUGCACGCUUCAGGGCAAGCUGCAGCCCCAGGACUGGACUUCCUUGGACGGACCACUGCAGGGCCUGCAGAUGCUGCUGCUCAUGGUUCUGCGGCAGGCCUCCGGCCGCCCCCAUGGCUCCCAUGGCCUCUUCCUGCGCUACCGUGUGGAGGCCCUAACCCUGCGUGGCAUCAAUAGCUUCCGCCAGUACAAGUAUGACUUGGUAGCAGUGGGCAAGGCUUUGGAGGGCAUGUUCCGCAAGCUCAACCACCUCCUGGAGCGCCUGCACCAGUCCUUCUUCUUCUACCUGCUCCCUGCCCUCUCCCGCUUCGUCUCCAUUGGCCUCUACAUGCCCGCCGCCGGCUUCUUGCUCCUGGUCCUCGGUCUCAAGGCUCUGGAACUGUGGAUGCAGCUGCAUGAAGCCGGAGUGGGCCUUGAGGAGCCUGGGGGGAGCCCUGGCCCCAGUGUCCCCCUGCCCCCUGCACAGGGUGUGGGGCUGGCCUCGCUUGUGGCACCUCUGCUGAUCUCACAGGCCAUGGGACUGGCCCUCUAUGUCCUGCCAGUGCUGGGUCAACACGUGGCCGCCCAGCACUUCCCAGUGGCAGAGGCUGAGGCUGUGGUGCUGACGCUCUUGGCGAUUUAUGCAGCUGGCCUGGCCUUGCCCCACAACACCCACCGGGUGGUAAGCACACAGGCCCCAGACAGGGGCUGGAUGGCACUGAAGCUUGUAGCCCUGAUCUACCUAGCACUGCAGCUGGGCUGCAUCACCCUCACCAACUUCUCACUGGGCUUCCUGCUGGCCGCCACUAUGGUGCCCGCUGCUGCGCUCGCCAAGCCUCAUGGGUCCCGGACCCUCUAUGCUGCCCUGCUGGUGCUGACAAGCCCGGCAGCCACACUCCUUGGCAGCCUGUUCCUGUGGCGGGAACUGCAGGAGGCGCCACUGUCACUGGCCGAGGGCUGGCAGCUUUUCCUGGCAGCGCUGGCCCAGGGUGUGCUGGAGCAUCACACCUACGGUGCCCUGCUCUUCCCACUGCUGUCCCUGGGCCUCUACCCCUGCUGGCUGCUUUUCUGGAAUGUGCUCUUCUGGAAGUGAGAUCUGCCUGUCCAGGGCACCAGGCUGGGACAGAGACUUGCCAAGGACCUCAUUUUGACUCCUUCCAGGGAAAUAAACAAGUGUCUGUUUCAGCUGCUA
Sapajus apella (tufted capuchin) is the source of this 2131-nucleotide messenger RNA. RefSeq names its product glycosylphosphatidylinositol anchor attachment 1 (gene GPAA1). The transcript is spliced from 12 exons. Gene Ontology annotation, biological process: attachment of GPI anchor to protein. Gene Ontology annotation, cellular component: membrane; GPI-anchor transamidase complex. Bases 167 to 2032 code for a protein of 621 amino acids. The record is from RefSeq and is a predicted model, not a curated record. NCBI's taxonomy places the organism in Eukaryota, Metazoa, Chordata, Mammalia, Primates, Cebidae.